This is a messenger RNA of Stylonychia lemnae, 726 nucleotides long. Lineage: Eukaryota; Ciliophora; Spirotrichea; Sporadotrichida; Oxytrichidae. The record is from the annotation of a GenBank genome assembly.
AUGUUUUAGUGGAUAUGGGUAAUGACCUCUGAUUGUUUAACCUGUCAAUUCCAAAAAAAUUUAUUCAAGUAAUUUGAGUCAACAUCUUUUGCUUACCUUGAUUUUAAUCCUACCAAAGUUACUUAUGGAUCUGGGAGCAUUAUGGGUUUACAAUCUCAAGAUUAAUUCUGUCUCUCUGACAACCAUUGCUUACCAAACACUAAAUUUCUUGGGACUUUUAAAACUCUUGGAUUAAAUGCUUUGAUUUCUCAAGGAAUAGUAGGAUUAGCUCCUUCAAACCAAGGUUCUUAGUCAUAAAUGCUGAUGGACUAGUUGAAAAUUCAUAGAAUGAUUAAUUAAACAGUGUUUUCACUCUUAAUCGAUGAAAACUCAUUGGUGUCUAAAAUGACUAUUGGAGGAUAUGAUUUCAUGAAAUACAGUAAAGGUAAUCUCUACUGGCAUAAAAUUUUAAACAACAAAUACUGGACUUUACCAAUAAAUUAGAUAUCAAUUGGAAACACUAAAAUAAAUUAGAUUGCAAAAUAAGUAAUUAUAGAUUCAGGCACAUCCUAUCUUCUCGUUCCAACUUGUAAACUUUAAGAAAAAAAUAAAUUACUAUAGAGGAUUUUUAAUAGAUUGUAAAUAAUCUUGCAUUUUUUAUACCAAACUGUAAGACUUCCCUUAUAUUUUAAGGAUUAAUUGAAUGUGAUUGCAAUGCUAACUAAUACUCAAAGAUACCUGGUUUGA